Molecule: messenger RNA, 5270 nt
Organism: Schistosoma spindalis
Lineage: Eukaryota; Metazoa; Platyhelminthes; Trematoda; Strigeidida; Schistosomatidae
Source: the annotation of a GenBank genome assembly
UGUAGCGGUAAAUAAUUCCCCAAAAUCAAAUAGCUCUGUAAGUUUUCGACAUUGGAUGCUGACCACAGUUUUAGUGGACUCAUCUAGCUGAAGGCGCUCGGUCAAGCAUCCGCACCAGAUCACGUGUGGGAACGCCGUGCUCAACAUCUGCCUCAAUCGCUAGCCAGAUUAGUGCAAACGAUCCUCGAUAUAUUGAUAGCUUAUCAAAUAUAUCUUCGAUCUCCUCGCUUCUGUCUUUUGAUUUUACUUGGUGGGUGCGCUUCGUAUUAGAAGGUGUUACUGGUUAAAGCGUUGUCAAACUCCGAAUACCUGUGGCAUCUUCAUUGGUGAGCCCGACGUGAUCUGGUACACCAUAUUGUAAACUGUGAGUCUGUUCCUUUUUGUGAUUUUAUAUAUCAUUGUCUUAUUUUAAUUUCUUUUUUUUUACAUUGUGAUAUUUUUUUUCCGUGUUUUUGGGUUCAUAUAUAUAUUUGCCACUCGUUCACUUUUCGUACUUGGUAUAUUACUAUGACUGAACAGACCCCUAAAGUAUUUAAGUUAAAGACUGUGUCCCCACCCUCUUUCCAACUUAUGCCUUUCUGGCCAGACAACAUCGAAGCCUGGUUUUGUUAUGCAGAAGCCGACUUCUACGAGCACGGUGUGAACGAUGCGCGUGCACAAUUCCUCGCAGUAGUCAAGGCACUACCGCGCGAAUUCAACAGGUACGUAACACCUAGUAUGUUUACUAGUGAUGUUUCUGAUCCAUACCAAACCCUGAAACAGGCCAUCCUUAAACGCGGAGAUCUAACCGAUCGACAAAGGUUAGACCAACUCCUUAACAACAUCGACCUGCAACACGGUUCUGCCACAGACAUGUUGCAAAGAAUGCGAGAAGUCAUUGGCCAAAGAACCUUCGAUGACGGCCUAUUCAAGCAACUUUUCUUAUCCAAACUUCCUCAACAGGUGCAAGCUGUUUUGGUCUCGUUCCAAAACAACGCUGUAGACGAACUAGCGGCAUCUGCCGAUCGCAUUCUCGAGAUCACUAGGUCUCCUAACGCCGAGGUUUUUUCAGUCAAAGAAAAGCCUCAAACGACCCAGAAUGACAUAACACAGUUAUGUCAUACACUUACGCGCUAUCUCAAACUCGGUAACGACCGUAAACGAUCACUUACUCCGCGGAGAAGCACAUCACGUAGGCGAUCUGUAUCUAGAACUCGAGAGACGGAUAAUCCUGAUUGGUGCUGGUACCAUAACCAGUACGGAAAGUCUGCCAGAAAUUGCAGAAAACCCUGCAAUUUCCCCAACGCGAAAUCCGUCGACGCGAAGAACGUUUCGGGAAACUUCCAAGCCGGCACGCGUUAACGGCGACCGUAGCCGGCGAACAUAGCCGUCUUUUAUAUGUCACUGAUGUGAUAACGAGAGUUCGCUACCUCGUAGAUACUGGCGCAGAGGUUAGCGUUCUCCCAGCGAAUUCCGACGACAGGCUACACGAGCCUGUUUUAAAUCUACAGGCGGCAGACGGAAAGCCUAUCGCUACUUAUGGCCAAAGGUAUGUUUAUCUUAACGUGGGUUUACGCAAACCCAUUCACUGGAUUUUUGUUGUUGCAGAUGUUUCUAUGCCAAUCAUUGGUAUGGACCUUCUACAACACCACAACUUAAUUAUCGAUACGCGCAAACGGAGGUUAGUAGACGGAAACACUAAUUUAUCUGUUUGCCUGACUUCUUUUUCUGGUUGCAGGUUAUCCCCAGUCACUAUUAAGCACACUAUAGACCCCUUCUACCAACCACUACUCGAUAAAUAUUCUGGCAUUUACCAAUCGCAACCGAAAUUGCCGUGUGUAACCAGCAAUGUUACACAUCACAUCACGACUACAGGACCACCUGUCUUCUCGAAAGCACGCCGACUGGCCCCCGAAAAGUUAAGGUUGGCGAAAAACGAAUUCGACCAUAUGAUAAACUUAGGAAUCAUACGACCGUCAAAUAGCCCAUGGGCAUCUCCGUUGCACAUGGUCCCUAAAAAGGACAGCAACGAUUGGCGUCCAACUGGUGACUAUCGGAGAUUGAAUGCAAAAACCAUUCCCGAUCGUUACCCGUUGCCCCACAUUCACGAUUUGACAGCUACCUUGAAAGGUGCAACUGUCUUUUCAAAAAUUGACUUGGUAAAAGCUUAUAACCAAAUUCCUAUGGCCACUGAAGACAUUCCAAAAACCGCUAUUAUAACGCCCUUCGGACUCUAUGAAUUUUUGCGAAUGCCUUUCGGUCUGAGAAACGCGGCACAGACUUUCCAAAGGUUCAUAGAUGACGUUUUUCGAGGUCUCAACUUCGUACAUGCAUACGUUGAUGACUGUCUAAUAGCAAGUCCGGACAGAGAAUCACAUCUCCAGCAUCUGGACAUUGUUUUCGACCGACUACAAAAACAUGGCAUUACCGUAAACAUUCAGAAAUGCCAAAUCGGAACCGAAUCCUUAGACUUCUUAGGACACACUAUAGAUGCGCAUGGCAUUCGACCCCUUAGAACGAAAGUGGCGGCCAUUCUGGAUUACCCAGAACCGACCACCAUCAAGCAAUUGCGCACGUUUAACGGUCUGGUAAGUUUUUAUAGACGAUUCAUACCGAAAUGCGCGUUACUUAUGAAACCCCUUACCGACCAACUUCGUGGAAAUGCGAAAUCCAUUAAUCUAGAUGACACUACCCGAAAAGCAUUCUCCACGGUUAAGGAACAUAUCGCCCGAGCAGCAAUGCUUGCUCAUCAGGACCCUAAAGCGCCCAUUAGCAUCUCAGUAGACGCAUCCGACUCAGCAAUCGGAGCAGUCUUACAACAAUGGGUUAACCACUCCUGGCAACCUUUGGCAUUUUUCUCUAGACGGUUGCUAGACACUGAAUCGAGGUACAGCACAUUCGGUAGGGAACUCCUAGCUAUGUAUUGUGCUGUCCGGCAUUUUCAACACUAUAUCGAAGGCCGUGAAUUUAUCAUUUUUACCGACCAUAAACCACUUACCUUCUCCUUAAGCUCUUCUUCGGACAAGUACUCACCACGUGAGUCUCGACAACUGGACUACAUUUCGCAGUUUACUUCAGAUAUUCGACACAUUUCUGGAGCAAACAAUGUAGUUGCAGACGCCUUGUCUCGUAUAAAUUCCUUGAACAGUUCCCAAGGAAUCGACCUUUUAAAACUCGCCCAACUUCAAAAAGAAGACAGUGAUCUUCAGCACGAGUUGGCCUCAACAACACUUAAACUGCGCAUUAAACAGAUGGGAACAGGUAAGGAAACCUUACUUUGUGACACAUCUACAGGUAGGGAUCGCCCAAUCGUGCCGAAACAAUAUCGACGCAACGUCUUCGAUACGUUGCACAGACUUUCUCAUCCAGGUGUUCGUGCAACCAUCAAGCUUAUAGCAGAACGGUUUUGCUGGCCUGGUAUGAAUAAAGAUGUGAGGGAGUGGGCACGCUCCUGUGUAAGCUGCCAGAAAUCUAAGGUUAUUAGGCAUAACAAAUGUCCCUUAGGCUCGUUUAAAACUCCCGAUGCUCGCUUCGACCAUGUUCAUUUGGAUUUGGUAGGACCUUUACCAGAUUCAAAUGGAUAUUCUUAUCUUUUAACAUGCGUAGACCGUUUUACUCGAUGGCCAGAAGCAGUACCCAUCAGAGAUAUUACUGCUGAAACAGUGGCCCGCGCCUUCGUCGAGAGGUGGGUAGCAAACUUCGGCUGCCCAACAACCAUUACUACAGAUCGUGGACGUCAGUUUGAAUCUGAACUGUUCCGUUGUCUGACCAUGAAACUAGGAAUCACUCGCUUUCGAACGACGGCCUACCACCCACAAGCAAACGGGUUAGUAGAACGUUUUCACCGACAACUAAAAGCGUCACUAUCAGCCUCAAACAUUUCUCAGUGGACUGACGCUCUUCCACUCGUCUUACUAGGCAUACGCAAUGCAGUGAAAUCUGACAUUGGAUACACUGCAUCUCAACUUGUUUAUGGUACGACCCUUCGACUUCCAGGAGAGUUCGUAGACCCUUCAUCCUCUUCGAUGGACAUGGAUCUAACCUCCUACGCGAACAGGCUUACAAACGCAAUGCGUUCAGUUAAACCUGUUUCCACUCGACCACAAUCAACUGAUGUUUUCGUUCAACCUGACUUACUACAUAGUACACACGUUUUCGUGCGUCGAGACUCGCAUCGACGACCUCUCGAAUCAACAUAUGAAGGACCUUUCAAAGUUCUUCAACGCGAAUCUAAGUACUAUAUAAUAGAUAAGAACGGAACCAACGAAAGCAUCAGUAUCGAUCGCCUCAAAGCAGCGUAUAUAGAAGGAAAUCCUAUUCACGUCGAUUUUCCUUCAAUACAAUCGCACGACACAACUCCUGCGCUUAUAAUGCCUCAAUCGACAGCAGACACACACGUUGAUACUGCGACAGUAUCCGAAAAUAAACUCAAAACAACGCGUUCUGGAAGAAGAGUAAGAUUUCCAGAACACUUGAACGAUUACUGCACGUAAGACACAAGUUAACAUUUUAUAUCCCCUCGAUUUUCCCUGGUACUAUAUAUAAUUUUUUUUAAAAAAAAAAACCUGAAUUUAAUAUGCUUAUAUAUUAUUAUUUUUUUUAUUUCAAAAAAGAAAAAAAACAAAAAAAUAACGAUAUUAUAAAAAUCUUAUUUUACGCUACUACGUGAGCAUGAGUUUGUUUUCCUUUUUCUUCGCCCGUUUUGUGUUUUCACGCGCGUACGAGUGUUUUCCGACAUGCACUUACAUAUUUUUCUUUUCUUUUCCAGGACGACUGGAAAAGACGAUGAAAAGAACGAUGAAGUUGCGAAAAACGAAAAUCUGCAUUGUACCUUUUUUUACUAUAUUGUACAUCAUGGUCCAUUAUAGUAAGGAAAGACGACCAGACGCUGCUAAACCUAGCAAGCUAUCAGAAGAGUGUUUACCAACGAAAAUCUCGUUGGGUUUAAACUUCUGGCUGGCCACGUCUUAGGGUCAUCACUACCCCACUAGGGGGGGGAGUGAUCUGUAGCGGUAAAUAAUUCCCCAAAAUCAAAUAGCUCUGUAAGUUUUCGACAUUGGAUGCUGACCACAGUUUUAGUGGACUCAUCUAGCUGAAGGCGCUCGGUCAAGCAUCCGCACCAGAUCACGUGUGGGAACGCCGUGCUCAACAUCUGCCUCAAUCGCUAGCCAGAUUAGUGCAAACGAUCCUCGAUAUAUUGAUAGCUUAUCAAAUAUAUCUUCGAUCUCCUCGCUUCUGUCUUUUGAUUUUACUUGGUGGGUGCGCUUCGUAUUAGAAGGUGUUACUGGUUA